Molecule: messenger RNA, 1341 nt
Organism: Neodiprion fabricii
Lineage: Eukaryota; Metazoa; Arthropoda; Insecta; Hymenoptera; Diprionidae
Exons: 1
Coding region: 1-1341 (446 amino acids)
Source: RefSeq, a predicted model, not a curated record
AUGUCGAUCGAAGAACAUAUCGAACGUCAAAACGACUACAUUUGGCGCAUCUCUCGUGCCGUCGACAACCUGCGCAAGUUCGGCGAGACAAAAAUCACUUACGAGCAGGUGAAGUCGCGGCUUAAUGCUUCAAAUUCAAGUUGGAAUAAGUUCCAAGACAAUCACGAAAAGAUCAGCGAGAUCAAGUCCGCAGCAAAAGGUGAUCAAGUCGACGCGAGCAAAAAGCUUUCGUACUUCGCGAAAGAUUAUUACGGACUGUGCGAAGAGCAUUUCUUGAGUGGCGAAGGAGUAAUGCUUGAUCUUCACGAAUCACUAAAGCCUGCGCCCACAGCAACCGCGCAAGCCGCUGCAGCUCCUCAAGACGCACCUGCAGGAGGAUCGUUGAAACGGUUACCACGUAUCGACCUGCCCACUUUCGCGGGCAGCUACUCAGAAUGGAAGCCGUUUCACGACCUCUUCUCGUCAAUGGUUCGCGAAAAUUCGCAACUCUCGGAAGUGGAAAAACUGCACUACCUCAAAACCAGUGUGACUGGUGAACCGUCAAAACUCAUUAGAAACAUCGCUCUUACCGCUGAAAACUUCCCUCGAGCCUGGGAAGCUCUCGUCUCACGAUACGUAAAUAAACGACUUCUGACUGAUUCUCAUCUCGCAACACUUUUCGCAAUUCCUCGUGUCACAAGAAAAUCAUCAUCGGAACUGAAGAGCUUGUACAGCAACACUUGUGAAGCUCUUGGCGCGCUCGAACUUCUCGAUAGGCCCGAGAAAUUAGGGGACCACAUCAUCGUGCACAUGACGAUUUGCAAGCUCGACUCAGCAUCUCUCAAAGAGUGGGAAAAAAGUGCUAGCGAGAAACUCGAGCCCCCCUCGUUUGCGGAGCUCAAGGCGUUUCUCAUCGGUCGCAUUCACACCAUCGAAGCCGUGAAGCAAGCUCAAGCUCACAAUCAAAUCGCGACGUCGAAACCGCACUCAUCGCAAGGAAGGUCAAAUCCUCAGACAAUAAGUUCACAUACGGCGCAAUCAAAGGGACAGUCGUGUGCUUGUUGCAAAGGUAACCACUACAUCGCGUUUUGUUCGACCUUUCGCGACAAAUCUCUCGAUCAAAGAAGGGAAGUGGUUUCUGCAAAAAAGCUUUGCUUCAAUUGUCUCGGUCCAGAUCAGCAGAAGGACUGUCGAUCUAACAAAACGUGUCGCAUGUGCAACGGUCGACAUCAUUCCUUGCUGCAUCGAAACUCUUCCUCAAUCUCGACAGCUGCCAACAGCGGCACAUCUCAAGGACAGGCUGUCGUAGCGCAACCUGCAGUGCAGAACGUACGAAUCUCGAAUAGCGCCAGCCUACAAUGA